Molecule: messenger RNA, 2169 nt
Organism: Penicillium lagena
Lineage: Eukaryota; Fungi; Ascomycota; Eurotiomycetes; Eurotiales; Aspergillaceae
Exons: 3
Coding region: 1-2169 (722 amino acids)
Biological process (GO): regulation of DNA-templated transcription; DNA-templated transcription
Cellular component (GO): nucleus
Molecular function (GO): DNA binding; DNA-binding transcription factor activity, RNA polymerase II-specific; zinc ion binding
Source: RefSeq, a predicted model, not a curated record
AUGACAAGCACAAGCCGAAGAAACGGCAGGCUGGCCUCAUGCGAAAACUGCCGCCGGAGGAAGAAUCGCUGUGACCACACUCGUCCUGUGUGUUCCCGAUGCCAGCGUCGAGGCUUGGCCUCGAGCUGUUUCUAUCAUCCGGCUCCGAUGACACGGCCACGCACAAGGUGCGCAGUUGGUGAAGCGCAGACCGCAUUAUUAAAUGUUGACCCCUUGACUACCGAGAGCACGAAUGAUUACGUUCGUCCAUUCACCCAUCAGUUUGCACCAAGCCAGUCCGCACUCCCGUGGCCAUCGAUUGCCUCUGAUGCCCAUCACCCGGGGUUCCGGUUGCCUGGGCUAGAUGCAAGCGUCGAAGCAAUUCAUGCCGAACACGUCGCCGUUGUGGCAGAGAUGCUUAUUCGACUCAAACAUCUUGACAUGAUAGAAAAGCUGCUCAAUGAGUAUUACGAUCACAGUCCUGCGGCUCUGGUACCUGGACCACUCGUGUUGCCGGCUUUCUCAGCACUUCGGACGAACGUGGUCGACAUCUCAUCGCCCUCGGCACGGGGCCGGGUUGGGUCCGCUGACACGACUCUGAAGAUCGCGGAAAGAGUUGUUCAGUCUACAUCCACGAAUAUUGACAUUGAGUUGACCUUCACGCCGCCAAGAUUCUGCGCCUCUUACACUGGUCAAAAUCUUCGUCUCGAAGCCGUCGGCUUGAUCUUUGCUCUUGCAGGCCGCUCGUGUUUGCUUGGUCCUAGUAGAGACGAUCGGCGAGAUGAGUUUGUUCAUACCAUGUUUCGAUGCAGCACAUGUUGCCUGCAGAUUGCUCGUGAAAUUGCUCCGCAGGUUAACGACCCCAUGGUGUGGUUGUCGUACGAAAAUCUCUUGCUGACGAUGUCCAUACAAGGAGAUGCAAGUGAGUUACACGAUGAGAAAAUUGGGGCUCGUCCCAAUGUAUGGCGUCGACUAGGUGACCUGGCAACUGAUGUGUAUGCUCUUGGUAUUCAUCGCGAGUCCACCCACGCAGGCAAAAUGCCAAAUUAUAUUUCCGAGUGUCGGCGGAGAACAUUUGCGGCAGCCUAUCAGGUCGACAAGUUGAUCUGCACGUUUUUCGAUAGACCUCCAAGGAUUUUGAGGCGCUACUCUGAUUGCAAGAUGCCGCUCGAUCUUGCUGAUGAGGAAAUUCUCGCAGAUGCGAACGAAGUAGAGCGAGUAGCACUCAUGCUGGACCCCGAGGGAUGGAGUGCUACAGCUCGCUACGCUAGCUCAACUUGGGCGCGGCUUCGUUACAUCCUCGGCGUUUUCCGAGAAGAAAUCUUAGAGUUCCCAUUUCGCCCAUUUACGGCCGAAAACAAGGCCAAGCUGAUGCAAGUGUUCAGACGAAAUCUCAAAAUUUUGUUGACCAGAUGCCAGCAAACAUGGAAGUCACUACCCGAGCACCUCAAGUAUACACAUCAAUGCUGGACAUCAGGCCUUGAGGCUACAGUAUGCCUCAUGCUCACAAUUGUGCAUCUGUCACAUCUAGAAAACGAGUUUCAGAUACAGCGCCUUCUUGAGAGAAGUGAGCCGAAUUCUGCUCCAGCAUUGCUGAGCGUUUCGGCAGAGAUCGUCGCGGUCGUUGUACAGCUUGGUAAAUCGCGCGACAAAGCGGUGCUUCUGCGACACGACUUUCCCUAUGUUGUGAGUAUUUCUCAUGCGAGUUCGGUUCAAUUUAGUCCUGACAAUCUGCAGGUAGUCAACUACGGUCUUCCUAGUGCAGCCACGUUGGUGGCGGCGCUGCAAACCAGUGCUAGGAAUCGAACUCAGUCAUUGCCACAGAACCUCAGUCGUUCGGCGCUCAUCCGAAGUCUAAUGAUAUUCACUUCGUACCUUGAGAGUAUCGGAGAUGCGGGCGAGGCAAUUCAUUCUACAUGUAUGCAAGCCGCACAAGCAAUCUCUCGCACCCUGGACAAUAUGCUCGACGAUCCGCCCUCCAUGGCUGGCACAACACCUGGCAUGACUGUACCAGCGUCGAUGUCUUGCGAUGAUCUCGACACGCCUUUCUCACCUUCGCAAUUCCUGCAGCCAGGCCUUGACACCACAGGUUUUACAAAUUUCGACUUGCUCAACAGCAAUGCAUUAGACGACUUCGAUCUCUCUGGUUGGCUGAAUAAUGCCGCGUGGACAGGCAAGUAUAUUGGCUAG